Pseudozyma flocculosa PF-1 is the source of this 5658-nucleotide messenger RNA. RefSeq lists its product as uncharacterized. The transcript has a single exon. Lineage: Eukaryota; Fungi; Basidiomycota; Ustilaginomycetes; Ustilaginales; Ustilaginaceae. The coding region runs from base 1 to 5658 and encodes 1885 amino acids. The record is from RefSeq and is a predicted model, not a curated record.
AUGGCUGAUCGAGCGACCAGCCCGGAAGACGGUAAAGCCAUGCCACCCGCCGCCACCGGCAGCGACAGAGGAGGCUUGUUCAGGUCAACGCCCUCGCUCCGACCGACCAACGGCGUCUCGAAAGCCGCAAAGGCGCCGAGCCGACAGGUAUCGCAGCAGCCUCAUCCGCCACACGUGGCAUCGCCCGCGUCCCUACCCGAGCCGUCGCCAGCACCAGCGCCUGAACCGCAGCGCAGCCUCACCUCGCCAGAAGCCUUGACAACGGCCGAGGCUCCCUCGACUGUAUCGUCGCGCAAACCCGCGUCCAAUACCGGCAGCAAGAUGCCGCGGACGCCAAAGCCCGAGCAGAAACCUGCCAGGCCAAGCCCUGCGCCGACCCGCACAGAGCCGUCGACCAUCUUCCGUUUCGGUUCCCAGCGCCACAUCCGCGUCAAGUUCCUGCUUCAGAACACCUUUGGCCCCGUCGAGUACCGCGACCUACAGGUGCUCAUUCGCAAGCAUGGCGGCGAGGUCGAGUCCAGGAUGGGCAAGGCCGACCUGAUGGUGGCCAACAUCAACACUCCGAUGGAAGCGGCCAAGCUCAACAGGGAGGCCAAGAGACUCGGCAAGCCGCUGCCCAUGGUGCUUCCGCAGUUCAUCCACGACUGCAUCGAGGCGUGCCAGCUGCUCGAGGUGGAACGGGCCAUCUACGUGCCCGACGAGCAGAUCAAGGCCCGGCUGGCGGCUUCGGCGUUGACGCCCGGUGCGAGGUCCGGCAGCCGUCAUCCAUUUACCGACGAGGAUCGGAGCGCGAUCGUCGAAUACCUCGGCCGCCGCCCGGAGCCGUGGAGCGUCAAUGGCGCUGCCAGGGACCUGGCCAUCGACCGUCCGUCGCACACCAAGCACAGCUGGCUGUCGUACCUUCAGGACAACAUGACGGCCAAGUGGAACAUUCGGCAGCGCGUCUAUGCCUGGCAGGCCGAGAACGGGAUCAAGCAUCCUAAGCCUGCCACGAUGCCGACACGCGGCGGCAGCGUCGCCGAUACGUCCCAGCCUUCUGUCACCAGCGCGCAGUCCGCGCCCGCACCGGCGCAGAAGCCAACAGGCGACUCAUCGGUCUCGGCGGUGAGGCGCGGCGAGACCGCACGCGAGCAAAGAAAAGCCGCAAGACGGGACCAGCUCGACAGCUCCGACGUCGUCGACGAGGAGUCGGAGCCAGUUGGCGGCUGGGCCGAAGCGAAGGCACCGAAGUCUGCGCAGGCGGAGGAGCCGGCCUCCGCCGACCAGCUGGCUCCCUCGAACCUGGCUCCAGAAGCCGCCUCUCGAUCGGACCGAGGCGGGGACGCCGAUCUCGCCGCCGAUGCACCCACGGCCCCCUCAGUGUCACAAUCCGGCGCGGCGUCCGCAUCUCUAACGGAGGCGGCGCCCGCCCUGGGACCGCCUCACGAAGAAGAUUUUCGCGAUCAAGCCGAUUCCUCGAGCGUCGAGGUCGAAGAGGAGCUCGAAUUUCGCCCGCUGCGACCCGCCAAGCCGAAGCAGGUCCAUCAUCCUGCAGCUGGCGAGGUACCAGCUACCUUGCGCCAGGCCGAGCGAGAGGGCCCGUCAGAUACGACGCGCGAUGUAGCUGCGCCAGAGGCGACUUUGACGACUAGCGCUGCUGCCGGACCGGCUCACGAGAGCGCCAACGAAGGCGAGAAUGCGGUCAGCGAGGAGUCAGAGCCUGAGGAUGGCUGGGACAUGCCCGAGUCCCUCAUCAACGAGCUGGAAUCGCCCAAGAAGGAGAAGAAGACGGCGCGGCCAAAAUCAAAGACGCGACCCCGACGCUCCGCAGCCCGCGCAUCCCUGAGCGGCGACUCGAAUGCCGACGAGGGAGAAAGCUAUCCAGCAUCGAGUGCGGAGUCGGAGGUCGACGAGCUCGCCGAUGACAGCCAGAACGCGACGGAUCCAGUCGAGAAUGCCAAAGCGGACCAAGCAGCUGAGCAGGAGCAAGAGGACCUCGACAAGGCGCACGGUCUAGCAGACCAGCAGGCUGCUGACGACGAUCCAAGCUACAUUGCUCGCCACCGGGAGGGAUCAAAGGGUCCCCCGCGCGCUCGCUUCACCACGCCGGAGAAGGCGCUCUUGGUCAACAGAUUGAGCGACCUGCUGUCCUCCCUCGACGCCGACCAGCCCGACGCGGACAUCGACAUGUCCUCCAUCAAGCCGCCGCCCGAGUUCUGGGAGCAGAUGAACCACGACAAGCCGCGCCACUCGGCCGCGUCGUGGUCGAGCCACUUUAACAAGAACGCCGUGCUCUACAUUGACGCCGCACAGACCCAGCGCAUUGUCCAGCAGGAGACGCAGACGGUCCUUGUGGAGGAAGGGGCCGAGGCGGCUCCCCCUGGUGACGCUGACGCGAUUGGCGACGGGGAGGAAGGCGAGUCGAGCGAGAGCGAACUAGGCGCCGACGAAGCGGCCGGAGCAGACCCGGCAUCGCCGCUGAUCGCAAUCUAUCCGGCUCCCGGCUGGACGGACGAGGAAUACAUGGAGGACGAGGAGGACGAGGAGGAUGAGGACGAAGAGGACGAAGAGGACGGAGAGGAGCAGCGCCAGGAUGAACACGAGCAGCGCCAGGAUGAACAGGAGCAGCGCGAGGAGGAACAGGAGCAGCGCGAGGAGGAACAGGAGCAGCGCGAGGAGGAACAGGAGCAGCGCGAGGAGGAACAGGAGCAGCACGAGGAGGAACAGGAGCAGCACGAGGAUGGACAGGACCUGGCACCCGAAGCGGGGACUGGACGUCGCUCCCGCUCCCAGAGCUUCGAUCUGGCCACUUGGCAAGAAAUCGGCGACGCCAUGGCGGCCGAGUUCUUGGAGAUCGCCGAGGACAGCACCGAGGGGGCGGCUCCUGCGGAAUCGGCCGAAGAUGCGGCCGCAGCCAAGCCUGUCGCGGCCCCCGUCACGUCCAACAACACCCGCGAAACGAUCACAAAUGGCGACCACGACAUCGAUCGAUCGUCGCCGUUGCCCGGCUUCCGACCGGCGGUGACCAGCAGCGGGGCCGCCGUCGAGGUCGUCAUCCCGGCGUCGUCGCAACGCCACCGACACGUCGAGACGACCCUGGAAUACUCGCCCGAGGCCACGCCACAAGCCGGAUCGCCCGCGGCAGCUCAUGCUCAAUUGGACCACGGGGAAGAAGAGAACGACAAUGCCCAGAUCGAAGGCACGGCAGAGGCGGAGGAGGGCACCUCAGUCGAUGGUGCGAUACCCAAGGUCUCGGAAACGGCGCCCGGAGCUGUGACGCACGACGUCAACCAGCGGAAGGAGCAUCACGAUGCCAAGGUGGCGGCCAGGGCCGGUGCCUCGCACACAGGAGACGACGACGAAGGUGCACUUGCCUCUCCGAUCCUCGCGGUCGCUGCCGCCGCUGCCGCCGCCAUGUCGCCGGCGCGGAUGCAGACCUCGUCCAUUGCUCCCGGUUAUGGCAACGCCAACGAGGCAGUCGUCGACGCGCUCGACCUGGGAGCGGCAGAGAUUCCCGUGCUCCCUUCUAACCCAACGCUCGACGGCGAGCUCUCAGACUACGAGCAGCCGCUGCAGUACGACGAGGCCGGUCAGAGCGCAGCUGAAGAUCAGCAGCAAAGCAACGACCUGGCCGCUGCGCGUGGUCUCGCCUCUGUAGAGGUCGUCAGCGAGGACGACGACAGCGACGUCGUCUUCCAGAGCUUUCAACAAGGCUCGGAGCCGGAUCUCGAACUGCCGCCCACCAACGAUGAGCGACCGAGAGCUGCCGUCAAGACCACCGCAACGGCCACCUCGGCGGAUGUUCGUGGUCCAGCCUCCGACCUUGCGUUCCGACGACCGGCCAUGCGCAAGCCUGGAGGUCGCGUCGGUGAAGCUCAGACUGCGAGCCCAUCGUUGCAGCAACGUGAUGCUGCACCGAGCAAGGCUGGGGUCCCCUUGCUCGAACGGCAUCGAGACACGACCUUCCACGACUUCACCAUGGACAGCGACGAAGAGGAGCAAGCCCGCGUGCUUGCCCGUCGCACGCCGCGUGCCACGUCGACAAAGAGGUCGAGCAGCGUCCAUGCGACCCGAAAGGUGCCCGACUACCACUCGAGGAGCAUGCUGGAACCCCGCGGCCAGCGCGAGCCUUCUGCGAAUCUGUCCGACGCGAAGCGAAGACGGGUCGAGGAGUGGGCGUCGCGGACCUCGGCCGAGCUCGAUGCAGAGGCAUCGACUGAACUGCUUGCACCCACGCCGACAGCUAAACGCAGCGCGCCUGCCAAGCAACUCGGUGCGCCGUCGACCAACAAGCUGCAGUCGUCGAUGCCGGCAAAGACACGACCGCAGCAUACCCGCUCGACGACGGCAGCCAGCACCUCGAUCCUCGGCUCGCCCCUGCGACGCAGGGCCAGGGAGAGCGUGCCGUCGGCAGUGGCGAGCGGCGAGAGGUCCGAACUCGAGGCGCUCGAGGCCAAGCGCCGGUACACCGAGAGCGUCAAGAAACUGUGCUCCGACUUUGGCCUCAGCGGCCCCGCGCAGGCAGUGCCCUUCAUGAUGCCCAACGGUUGGAGCGUCGCCAAAGCGAGGGAUGCUUUGACCGACAAGGUCCAUUCGAUGGCGGCGACCUACGGCGUCACUGCGCACGACGUCAUCGAGUUUGUGCGCACGGCCGAGGGCAGGUGGGACGAGGCGGAAAAGUUCCUCGCCGUGCUCGCCAGGUCGCCGAGCAAGCCACAGCCGCUUCAGCAGACGACCGACUAUGCAGCCGAUGAUCUGGCCGAAGACGACCACGGCGAGGGUGCCGAGGUCGACCAGGAUCUCGAGAACCUCGAGCAGUCGCAGCGAGGAAGCGAGCUAGACGUUCAAGAAGCUCCGCGGUCGGUCGACCGCCGGAGCGCGUCACUGGGCAAGAGGCGACGCUCUGUCAUUGAGCCAUCCGAGCUCUCGACGCCUCCACGCAGGCGACGGCGCCACACCGUUCUCGUCGACCGGAGCGAUGAAGUCGAGGUCAACGGGGCUGCGUUCGCCAGCGGCGGCGGCAGGCCUCGGAUAGCCCCACGCCACACCAUCGCUGCCACCGAGCUCGGGUCUCGCCGCCUGCCGAGCUCGGCGCCGCGACCUGGACGGACGGGGCCAUCCGAGCGCGUUUCGCGCGGCGAGUAUGCCGUCGCGAGGAGCGCAAGCGCGCGAAGCAUCAGCAGCGGUAGACACGCUCGCGAGGACCUGACGUUCGGGCGCAGGCAGCGACAAGAGCGGGCCGAGAUGUUCGACGGACCCGCAGUCCAUCGCGGCGCGCAGCCUGCGCCCUCAUCGUUGCGCAAGCGUCGCUACGAUGCCGAUCCCGAGCUACAGCAGGACGACUUGCACGACGAACGGACCGAAGACGAAGAGACGGAGGAGGACAUUGCGGAGCCGGGCCGAGACGAGGUGGAAGAUGAUGAGAAUGAGGAGGUCGGCGUCUAUCCACCUCUGCCGCGACCGAGGCGAAGCUCGUCGAUGCGAUCGAGGCAGGAGGCGGAGCUGCGUUUGGCCGAACGGCGGGCUCGAGUGAUGCGAGAGGCCGCGCUGGCCGCCGAGUUGGAGGCCGAAGCCAGCCGCGCCGCCCUGAGGUUGCGCCGCCACCGCGGCUCCAGGCGCCACGCCGGCUGGUCGUCGUCUGAGGCUGACGAUGGCGAUGGCGGCUACGGUUACUACUGA